UUUUAGUAGAAAAUAAAUUAAAUAAUAUAUUAAUCGGAAAAAACAAAAUGUUUAAAAAGCUGAAGGAGAAGAUCGAGUCCGUGGCCACUGAUAUGAGUGAUAACGGGGCCGAUAGUGACCGCACUCCGGGUGACAGAGAUGUGGCCACUAUUGGCCGCAAUCUGUUGUCCAAAACGAUGGCUAACAUCGGUUGGGGAGCCGACGGGUAUAAGUCGGACGACUCGACCGCCAGUAAUGGUGUGGCAGUGGUUAAGCACAGUGUCAUCGAUGGCACCGAUCACGACAUGAUUACCUUUAAUGAUAGCGUUGGCGCCGAUAAUGGCCUCAAAAAUAGCGUUAAUACUAACCCGACGGACGUCAAGGAGUUAAGGCGAGAGUUGGCUGAUCUCCACAACCAUAACAAGAAACUCGGCUCAAGGGUUAGGGAAGUGGAUGUCGAGAAUCACGUGUUAAACCGACAGAUCACUGAUGUCAACGAAGAA
This is a messenger RNA of Medioppia subpectinata, 482 nucleotides long. The record is from the annotation of a GenBank genome assembly. Lineage: Eukaryota; Metazoa; Arthropoda; Arachnida; Sarcoptiformes; Oppiidae.